Capsicum annuum is the source of this 3211-nucleotide messenger RNA. RefSeq names its product bifunctional aspartokinase/homoserine dehydrogenase 1, chloroplastic. The coding region runs from base 183 to 2954 and encodes 923 amino acids. Lineage: Eukaryota; Viridiplantae; Streptophyta; Magnoliopsida; Solanales; Solanaceae. The transcript is spliced from 18 exons. Gene Ontology annotation, biological process: L-homoserine biosynthetic process; aspartate family amino acid biosynthetic process. The record is from RefSeq and is a predicted model, not a curated record. Gene Ontology annotation, molecular function: NADP binding; aspartate kinase activity; homoserine dehydrogenase activity.
AAUAUUAAAAUCAUAAAUUUCAAAAUUAAUUAUUAGAUAACUUGUUAACAGCAAAACCAGCCCUUAUAGAAUAGCUGCGCGAAUAUAUUACUAAAAUGAUUUUAGUUCAUGUAACACAGUGAUUAAACCUACUUGAGAUACCCCACUUUGAGACCUUUGUCUUGUCUCACUCUCAAUCAACAAUGGUGUUCGCAUCUCCUAUUUCUCCAUCCUAUUCAUGUCAUCUCUCCUCAAAAGAUAAAGAAUUGCUAUAUUUCAAGGCCAAAGGGACGAAGCUUUCCACCAUUAACAAGAUCUAUCCAUUUUCUCUUCUCCAACGCUCUCAUUUUCUCAAAGUGGAUUUUAGUUCACAAUGGGAAAGGGGAGAAUCAUCAAAGUUCAGAAAAAGUGCUGCUGUGACGAGCAAAGAAUACUCGUUGGAUGGAGCGCUAGAAAAUAUUCAGCUCCCUAAGGGUGAUUGCUGGUCUGUUCAUAAAUUUGGUGGUACCUGUGUCGGAACAUCGGAAAGAAUUGGGAAUGUAGCUGAGAUAAUUACUGCUGAUCAAUCAGAAAGAAAGGUGGUAGUGGUAUCUGCAAUGUCAAAAGUAACAGACAUGAUGUAUGAUCUAAUUUACAAGGCGCAGUCUCGAGAUGACUCAUAUCUAACAGCACUUGAUGCUGUUAGAGAGAAACAUAAAUUAGCAGCUGUUGAUCUACUUGAUGGAGACAACCUAGCCAGUUUCUUAUGUAAACUGCAAGAUGACAUUAACAACCUUAAAGCCAUGCUUCGUGCAAUAUAUAUUGCUGGUCAUGCAACAGAGUCUUUUUCUGAUUUUGUAGUAGGGCAUGGAGAGUUGUGGUCUGCACAAUUGUUGGCAUCUGCUGUCAGAAAGAAUGGUGUAGAGUGUAAGUGGAUGGACACAAGGGAAGUGCUUGUUGUGAACCCGACAAGUUCUAACCAGGUUGAUCCAGAUUAUUUGAAGUCAGAGGAGAGACUUGAGAAAUGGUACUCUAACAAUCCAUCUAAAACAAUCAUUGCAACGGGCUUUAUAGCUGCUACCCCGCAGAAUAUCCCCACUACUUUGAAGAGAGAUGGUAGUGACUUCUCCGCUGCUAUAAUGGGGGCCCUUUUACAAGCACGUCAAGUUACAAUUUGGACAGAUGUUGAUGGCGUAUAUAGUGCAGAUCCUAGAAAAGUUAGUGAGGCAGUUAUACUGAAGACAUUGUCUUAUCAAGAAGCGUGGGAAAUGUCCUAUUUCGGUGCCAAUGUCUUACAUCCUCGGACAAUUGUUCCAGUGAUGCAAUAUGACAUUCCAAUAGUUAUAAAAAAUAUCUUCAACCUUUCUGCACCUGGAACAAUGAUCUGCCGAUCCUCUGGAAAUGAAUAUGAAGAUGGACAAAAACUGGAAUCCCUUGUUAAAGGAUUUGCAACAAUUGACAAUGUAGCCCUCGUGAAUGUUGAGGGAACCGGAAUGGCUGGUAUUCCUGGUACAGCUAGCGCCAUUUUUAGUGCAGUAAAAGACGUUGGUGCUAAUGUAGUCAUGAUAUCCCAGGCUAGCAGUGAGCAUUCAGUGUGCUUUGCUGUGCCUGAGAAAGAAGUGAAAGCCGUUGCUGAUGUUUUGGAGUCUAGAUUCGGUCAGGCUUUGAGUGCAGGGCGACUUUCUCAGAUUGCAGUGAUUCCGAAUUGUAGCAUUUUGGCGGCUGUUGGUCAGAGAAUGGCUAGCACUCCCGGAGUUAGUGCUACACUUUUCACUGCACUUGCAAAGGCUAAUAUCAACAUCCGUGCUAUAGCUCAAGGUUGCACGGAGUACAACAUUACAGUAGUUGUUAAGCGAGAAGAUUGUGUAAGAGCUUUACGUGCUGUGCACUCAAAAUUUUAUUUGUCAAGAACAAUAAUUGCUGUCGGCAUUGUUGGACCUGGAUUGAUUGGAGGUACAUUGCUUGACCAGUUAAAGGAUCAGACAGCUGUCUUAAAGGUGAAAUUCAACAUUGACUUGCGUGUGAUGGGUAUAACUGGUACAAGGACAAUGCUACUGAGCGAGUCGGGUAUUGACUUGUCAAGAUGGAGAGAGCUGCUAAGUGCAAAUGGAGAAAUGGCCGACAUGAAUAAGUUUGUUCACCAUGUACGUGGCAAUCAUUUUAUCCCAAACACACUAAUGGUGGACUGCACUGCAGACUCUGAUAUCGCAAGCCAUUACUAUGGCUGGUUGCAUAGAGGAAUACAUGUUGUCACCCCGAACAAAAAGGCUAAUUCAGGACCGCUAGACCAGUACUUGAAGCUGAGAACUCUACAGCGACAAUCAUACACUCAUUACUUCUAUGAAGCUACUGUUGGAGCUGGGCUACCAAUCAUUAGCACCUUACGUGGACUUCUUGAAACUGGGGACAAGAUAUUGCGGAUUGAGGGCAUCUUUAGUGGAACUUUGAGUUACAUAUUCAAUAACUUCACGGGCUCAAGGGCAUUCAGCCAAGUUGUGGAAGAGGCAAAGGAGGCGGGUUAUACUGAACCAGAUCCAAGGGAUGACCUAUCUGGAACAGAUGUUGCCAGAAAGGUGAUAAUUCUUGCUAGGGAAAGUGGGUUACAGUUAGAACUUUCAGAUAUACCCAUUCAGAGCCUUGUGCCUGAACCAUUAAGGGCUAGUGCAUCUCCCGAGGAAUUUAUGCAGAAGUUGCCACAAUUUGAUCAACAGUUGGCUACGCAGAGACAGGAGGCUGAGGACACUGGGGAAGUUUUGAGAUAUGUUGGAGUCGUGGAUGUUGUCAACGGGAAAGGGACUGUUGAGCUGCAAAGAUACAGCAAAGAGCAUCCAUUUGCACAACUCUCUGGAUCAGACAACAUAAUUGCAUUCACAACUGAGAGAUAUGCGAAGCAACCUCUAAUAGUACGUGGUCCUGGUGCUGGAGCUGAAGUGACAGCCGGUGGAGUAUUCUGUGACAUCUUGCGGCUUGCAUCAUAUCUUGGUGCUCCAUCAUAAUUCAUUAACUGCAUACUUCAUAUGAAUUGUCUUGCAAUUUCAGCAAAACUGUGGCUCAUUCUGUGACUAGGUUCUUUUCUUCUUUCUAUUGGAGUUACUGUUCCUUGCUCAUUUAUGAGUUGGUUUUAUUAAGCUAUAUUUUGGUCGAGAUGCACAUAUCUUGUAGGGAUACUCCCUUGUUAGUGAAGUGGAUUGGUGAUGUAUUUCGAUGCAAUUAAGUGUUCAGGUCAUUGCUUCUUGUGACCGUUUGGUGUUAA